Molecule: messenger RNA, 1079 nt
Organism: Colletes gigas
Lineage: Eukaryota; Metazoa; Arthropoda; Insecta; Hymenoptera; Colletidae
Gene: Aos1
Product: SUMO-activating enzyme subunit 1
Exons: 6
Coding region: 54-1058 (334 amino acids)
Biological process (GO): protein sumoylation
Cellular component (GO): SUMO activating enzyme complex; cytoplasm
Molecular function (GO): SUMO activating enzyme activity
Source: RefSeq, a predicted model, not a curated record
GAACAAGUUUUUGGCGGCAGUAAGUUUUUAAGUGAUAAAUCAUUGUUUACAACAUGGUUGAGGACAAAAAUCAAAACGUCGAAUUAACAGACCACGAAGCAGAGUUGUAUGACAGACAAAUUCGUUUAUGGGGUUUAGAAUCACAAAAGCGUUUACGGGCAGCCAGAGUUUUAUUAAUAGGGUUAAAUGGUUUUGGAGCAGAAAUAGCAAAAAAUAUUAUUCUAGCAGGUGUGAAAGCGGUUACAUUUUUAGAUCAUAGAAAUGUAACAGCCGAAGAUAGGUGUUCUCAAUUCCUUACACCUAAAGAUUCGCUUGGUAAAAAUAGGGCUGAGGCAUCCUUACAACGUGCAAAAAAUUUAAAUCUUAUGGUUAAUAUCGAAGCAGAUACGUCUAAUGUAGAUGAUAAACCAGACACAUAUUUCAGCAAUUUUGAUGUUGUUUGCGCAACACAAUGUUCCAUUACUCAAAUAAAGAAAAUUAAUGGUAUAUGUAGAAAGCAUAAUGUGAAAUUCUUUGCUGGAGAUGUGUGGGGAACUUUUGGCUAUACUUUUGCCGACUUAAUAGAGCACGAAUAUGCAGAAGAUAUAGUGCAAACAAAGAAAAUACAGCUCUCAGAAAGUGGAGAGCCUGUAAUUAAAGAAAAGUUUGAAAAUAUAACUGUGACAGAGAAACGCACAGAUACUUUUGUGCCUUUUGAAUCAGUUUUGAAUGUUCCAAAGCUUUCCCUUCCUAAAGAAUCAGAAAUGUAUUAUAUGAUGUUAAUAAUGCUCAAUUACCGUGAAAAAUACAAUAAUGAUCCACCGCCCGGUGAAAGAGGUUCAGAGAAUUUCACGGCCGAAGCCACGGAAGUUAUUAAAAAAUAUGAUCUUGGGGAUAAAAUAAACCAUUUGUUCGAGGGUGACGUGUAUGCCCAAAUUAGCCCAGUAUGCGCCAUCGUCGGCGGUAUUAUGGGCCAAGAGAUAAUUAAAACAGUAUCGCAGAAAGGCGCACCGCAUAAUAAUUUAUUCGUCUUCAAUCCCGACACGUUGUGCGGAAAAAUUUUGAAACUGGGUCAGUAACGUUAAUUUAACGCGUUGGUA